This is a messenger RNA of Aspergillus candidus, 2341 nucleotides long. RefSeq names its product glycoside hydrolase family 47 protein. Lineage: Eukaryota; Fungi; Ascomycota; Eurotiomycetes; Eurotiales; Aspergillaceae. Gene Ontology annotation, cellular component: Golgi membrane; endoplasmic reticulum. Gene Ontology annotation, biological process: carbohydrate metabolic process; N-glycan processing. Bases 438 to 2249 code for a protein of 603 amino acids. The transcript is spliced from 3 exons. Gene Ontology annotation, molecular function: mannosyl-oligosaccharide 1,2-alpha-mannosidase activity; calcium ion binding. The record is from RefSeq and is a predicted model, not a curated record.
CUUGGCCGACCCCCUUUGUCUCCGCAGGAUGAUUCCUGCGCAAUUACCGCUGAUCAUUGCCUUGGGAGCCUUUAGAGUUCCCUUACGACAUUCCUCGACACCACCAACUGGCGCAGUCAAGCGAUGGCGAGUCUAGAUCAGCAUGGAUCGCCGAGUCUAAAGUACAGCCCGUUUGUUGUUUGGGACCCCACAGUUUUGGUGCGAUGGCGUAUGCCCCUUGAUCAGAAGGAGCUUUUUCUCUGGCCCUGUUUACUUUGUAUCCUGACAUCUUCGGUGUUCUCAAAUGAAGUGUUUCCUUUACAAACAUGCGACCUUACGUUCCUUGAUGCUGUCUUUUUUGCCGUGACAUUUUGAGCUGCGUUGGCUCAUCCCUUCCUUUGACUCCACUCUUUGAUUUGGAGCUAGUCUUAUAAUUGAAGAUACCCCACUUGUGCACCAUGCUUUGCAUUCGCAAGAGCUGUGUGCUCCCGACCCUCGUUCUCAUUUUCCUUGUAUACACCUUCUUAUCGUUCCAACCACCUGACGCGGAAACCUCCGCAGACGUUGAAACAGACGACUCCGGCUCUCUUGAUACGUAUGAAGAGCCCGCAGCUCACGCCCGUCCCGACAACCGGAUCCGCUGGACAAAGCAUGCAGAGCAAUAUCCAGUCACAUCGUACAUUCCUAUGCCCACAGAGGCCCCGUCGCCCAUCCCGCGCAUUCAGCAUGACUUCAAGACGGAGUCCUGGUGGGCGCGCAGGAAGCGAGUGAAGCGUCAGGAGGCCGUCAAGGAUGCCUUCAAGCACGCGUGGAAAGGAUACAAAAAAAAUGCGUGGCUGAAAGACGAGGUGUCGCCGCUGAGUGGCCUUUAUCGGACCUCUUUUGCGGGGUGGGCGGCCACAUUGGUUGAUGCGCUUGAUUCGCUAGUCAUCAUGGGCUUGACUGAUGAGCUGGAAGAUGCGCUGGAAGGCCUCGAGCGGGUUGACUUUACGGUGACCGAUGCUGGGGAUAUCAAUGUGUUCGAGACCACUAUCCGAUACCUGGGGGGCCUCCUAUCUGCGCACGAUCUGACCCAAGGAAAGCACCCGAUAUUGCUGAAGAAGGCAACAGAAAUCGCCGAGGUCCUAUACAGCGCCUUCGACACGCGCAACCGCAUGCCGCAGGCCCGGUGGGACUGGACUCGAUCCGCCGAGGGACGCGGCAUUGUACCCAGUCGGUAUACCGUGCUGGCCGAACUGGGUUCCCUCAAUAUGGAAUUCACCCGCAUGACGCAGCUUACCAACGACCCAAAGUACUUUGACGCCACGCAGAGAAUCACCGAUAAUCUGGAAAAAGGACAAAAAGAAACCGUCAUUCCUGGCCUGUGGCCGAUCAUGGUCGACGCCCAAGACCUUGUGUAUAAAGAUCCCCGGUAUAGCGUUGGUGCGAUGGGCGACUCCACAUACGAGUAUCUUCCCAAGGAGCACAUGCUCCUUGGGGGGCGCACCGACCAAUACCGCAAUAUGUACGACGCCGCCAUGACGACGAUCAACGACCGUCUCCUGUUCCGGCCCAUGACGAAAGACGGAACGAACGUGCUGUUCCCCGGCGACAUACGCGCGUCGUAUACCCCAGGCCGGGAAGCCCUCGUGCCCCAAGCAGAGCACUUAAAGUGCUACAUUGGCGGAAUGGUGGGCAUCGGCGCAAAGGUGUUCAACCGCCCUGACGAACUGGACAUUGCCCGGAAACUCACCGACGGGUGCAUCUGGGCAUACGACAGCAUGCCCACGGGAAUCAUGCCCGAGAAUCUAUACCUGAGCGUCUGCGAAAGCCGCGACCACUGCCCCUGGAACGAGCAGAAAUGGUACGACGACAUCAACCGCCAGCUAGGCGUGACAUCGGACGAUCCUCACGCAGAGGCGCGCAAGGACAUCCUCAAGCGGGGUCUGCCACCAGGGUGGACCAACAUCGGCGACAGCGAAUACAAGCUAAGACCCGAGGCCAUCGAAUCCGUAUUCAUCAUGUACCGGAUCACAGGCGAUCCAGCACUGCAAGACGCGGCAUGGCGCAUGUUCAAGAACAUCGACAAGAUGUGCCGAACCCAGUACGGCCACGCGGUGCUUGAUGACGUGCGAAACGUGCACUCAGACCAGCAAGACUACAUGGAAAGUUUCUGGCUGGCGGAGACGCUCAAAUACUUCUAUCUGAUAUUUUCGGAGCCGGACACAGUCAGCUUGGAUGAAUAUGUCUUCAACACCGAAGCGCAUCCUUUCAAGCGACCGACUGUCUAGCUAGUAUUGCAGUGCCUUGGUGUAGGCGCUUGCCGUCUUGUACUGUAAAUGUAACAUUAAUGAACAUACCUAAUAUCAUAGAACAAGCUUAU